This is a messenger RNA of Tupaia belangeri chinensis (Chinese tree shrew), 776 nucleotides long. It is a transcript of the gene CUNH12orf57, whose product is annotated as chromosome unknown C12orf57 homolog. The record is from RefSeq and is a predicted model, not a curated record. Gene Ontology annotation, biological process: post-embryonic development. The transcript is spliced from 3 exons. Lineage: Eukaryota; Metazoa; Chordata; Mammalia; Scandentia; Tupaiidae. Bases 310 to 690 code for a protein of 126 amino acids.
AGAAUUUGUCUAGCAGGUUUUCCGGUUUGUACCGGAAAGCCCCACCAAGUGGUUGUGCUGAAUAAUAGAACAGUCUUCUACGCGGUAGAAGCUCACUCGGGCUUAGCGACUUUCCCAAGUGUUGUCUAGUUGGGUUCUCCGUGGGCGGGCGGGCCGGUUACGGGGUUGUUGCUGCGCGGAGAAGCUUCCGGCUACGGCUGAUGCAGCUUCCCUUCCGCCGGCAUUGGUGUUAGCAGUCAUUGUAGACGGCCGACCGGUGUUCCUAGGCCUUUCCCUUAGUUCCGUUGCACGUGCGUCUUCUGUCGCCUUAUGGCGUCUGCCUCCGCCCAGCCCGCGGCCCUAAGUGCGGAACAAGCUAAGGUGGUCCUGGCAGAGGUGAUCCAGGCGUUCUCGGCCCCGGAGAACGCCGUGCGCAUGGACGAGGCUCGGGACAACGCGUGCAACGACAUGGGCAAAAUGCUGCAAUUCGUGCUGCCCGUGGCCACGCAGAUCCAGCAGGAGGUUAUCAAAGCCUAUGGCUUCAGCUGCGACGGGGAAGGAGUCCUUAAGUUUGCCCGCUUGGUCAAGUCCUACGAGGCCCAGGACCCCGAGAUUGCCAGCCUGUCGGGCAAGCUGAAGGCUCUGUUCCUGCCGCCCAUGACACUGCCGCCCCACGGCCCUGCUGCGGGUGGCAGCGUGGCCGCCUCCUGAGACCUGAGACGGGGUCCUCCCUGGGCCACUGCUGGCCAGGGGAGACCUUGGGUCCCAUUGGACAAUAAACGUGCUUGUGACUCGGC